UUAACUUGGAUGACAUUUUGAUUUCAUCAUUAGCCUCCAGACGCCUCCAUUCAUCUAUCUAUCUAUCUAUCUAUCUAUCUAUCUAUCUAUCUAUCUAUCUAUCUAUCUAUCUAUCUAUCUAUCUGUCGAUAUAUCUGUCUGUCCAUCUGUCUAUCUGUCUACGUUCUUCUUCGAUUUAUUUUUGCUUUGUUUUGUUUCGCUUUUUCUUAACGCGUGAGGAAUCUUAAAAGCUUCCUAAAAGCUUGAUAUUUAAAUCUCGAGACGUUUCCGGUGGACGGGACUGUGGUGUUUUUAUGGUGAUCCAAUGGCCGAGACAACGCCGGAGACUCGCCCGUUUAAAGACUCUCCGUUCUCCAUUAAAAACCUGCUGAACUGCGAGAGCAAACCCACUCUGAUCAAACCCAAAGCCAUCAUGAACUCCACCAAGGGACUCCUGGACCACGGCUUCUCUCUGUCUCGCGUCGGAGACUUGAGUUUUCCGCGGUUUGAUUUGCCGGUGCAGAGGUUUGGAUUAGCGGCUCACUGGUGGUACCCGUACGGACAUUUACACAGAACUACAGUGUCAGAGAGGCCAGCGGUUAGAGACUCAUCCCCGGCGUCCGGCACAGACAGAGACUCACCGGAGCCGCGGCUCGUGUUAGAUCAGGACGCCAAAGAGGACGAGGAGAGCAAAAGCGUGGAUGAAAUCCUACUAGAGGAAAGCGACACGGACGAGCCGAAGAGGGACGACGCACCGGAAGCGGCGUGUACGGCUUCGGAGAGCUCGGACAAGCGGCCGCCUUGUCGGAAGAAGAAAACGCGCACGGUGUUCUCGCGCAGUCAGGUGUUCCAGCUCGAGUCCACCUUCGACGCUAAGCGGUACCUGAGCAGCGCCGAGCGCGCGUGUCUGGCCUCCAGCCUGCAGCUCACCGAGACUCAGGUGAAAAUCUGGUUCCAGAACCGGCGCAAUAAGUGGAAGCGACAGCUGGCAGCGGAGCUCGAGGCUGCCAGUCUGAGUCACACCGCCGCGCGCCGCAUGGUCCCGGUGCCGGUGCUCUACCGCGAGGGCGCAGCCGGCGACACCACCAGCGCCGCGUCCAGCCACGCCACAGCCGGCCAGCCUCUCCUCACCUUCCCACAUCCGGUCUAUUAUCCACAUCCGGUGGUCGCCGCCGUGCCGCUGCUUAGACCUGUAUGAGCUCUGCGCGCGUGAACACACACAAAAUUCACUGCCAACAUCCAUGAACGAUUUAUAACCACCGUCAUCUAAUGUUUCUAAAAAAAAAAAACAGAAAUAAAUAAAGGACGAAGAAAAAAAUCGCUUGUACUGCUGAUAAAAAUCAGCUCUGCAGGUGCCUUUAUUAUUAUUAUUAUUAUUAUUAUUAUUAUUAUUAUUAUUAUUAUUAUUAUAGAAUUGGCCAUAACACAUACAUGGGAUCUCAGCGGUGAUGGAUGCAUUUCAUUUCAUUAUUUUUCUUUAUUCUUUUUUUAAGUAUAUAUACAUGUUUCUUAUUAGAAUUUGCCACAUCUCAAUCUCUCUCUCUCUCUCUCUCUCUCUCUCUCUCUCUCUCUCUCUCUCUCUCUCUCUCUCUCUCUCUCUCUCACACACACACACACACACACACACACACACACACACACACACACACAAACACACAAUCAGAGCUACAGUGUACGGACAAUCUCUAAUUAUCACCACCUGUCUUACAAUUUAUGCCAAUGACAUCAUAAAACCUGCAUUAAAACCAUCUAUAUUUACUUUAUUCUUUAAUUUUGUUUUUACUUUAUUUUUACUUUUUUUAGAAGCCCGG
This is a messenger RNA of Tachysurus fulvidraco (yellow catfish), 1790 nucleotides long. Its product is annotated as homeobox protein HMX3-A. Gene Ontology annotation, biological process: regulation of transcription by RNA polymerase II. The coding region runs from base 305 to 1177 and encodes 290 amino acids. The transcript is spliced from 2 exons. Gene Ontology annotation, molecular function: DNA-binding transcription factor activity, RNA polymerase II-specific; RNA polymerase II transcription regulatory region sequence-specific DNA binding. Lineage: Eukaryota; Metazoa; Chordata; Actinopteri; Siluriformes; Bagridae. Gene Ontology annotation, cellular component: nucleus. The record is from RefSeq and is a predicted model, not a curated record.